Tetrahymena thermophila SB210 is the source of this 1782-nucleotide messenger RNA. RefSeq lists its product as hypothetical. Lineage: Eukaryota; Ciliophora; Oligohymenophorea; Hymenostomatida; Tetrahymenidae. The record is from RefSeq and is a predicted model, not a curated record. The transcript has 8 exons.
AUGGAAUAGAAUCACCCUGAUUUUCCUCAACUUCGUUGUGCAGAUCACAAGUCACCCAUCAUCCUUGUCUGCCCUUCAUUCAAUCCUGAUUCAAAGAGCUUCUUUUGUGCUAAAUGUAUUGCUUUAGGUCAAAAUAAGGACAACACUAACUUGAUCACCUACGAAGAAUUCGUUUAGAAUAUUGCUACUUCUUCUGGUAUUAACGUUCCUGCUUCUGCUGAAGCUCUCCAAAUCGCUGAAGCUAAGAAGGCUAAAAUCAGUCAAUUUGAAAGCCACAUUGAAUAAGAAAAGAGCCAUAUCUCUGCUCUUUCCACUGAAUUGUAGAACCAAUAUCAAGAAAAAUGCAAUGAAAUGGUGACUGAAUUGAAGGGAGUUCUUGAGAGCUAAAAGUCAAUUUUCAGAAACUUUUAUAAUAGAUUUGAAUAGGAAAUUAAGAUUGACAACGAACAAGAAGCUAACAUUCCUAAAUUCACUGAAAUCAGAGAUAAGGUCUCAGCUGAAGAAGACAUUAACUAAGUAGAAAGCUAUCUUGCUCAAAUCGUUCACUAGAAGGAAGCAUGGAAUAGCGCUUCAGUUGAAAUCCGCACAAUUGGUAAGAGAACCGAGGAUUAUUACAGAGAAAAGAUUGAAAAACUAUCUGAGAACCAACCUACUUUCAAUACUAAGGACUAGAUUUUGGACAUUUGGACAAAUGGAUUGAAGGAAUUGAUUGAAAAGGUUAAGAGUUAAAGUGGAUGCUUUACUAAUUUAUAUGAGCAUACUCAAGGUAUUGUCUUAAACAUAUAAGCUGCUCAAGAAGUCUCCUUAAUUACUAACUAAAUGAUCAAGGAAGACACUGAACUUGUUCUUAACUUCUCUAAAAAGCCUCUUACUCAAUAAGAAGCUAAAAAGAUUGGCUCUGAUCUCGCCACUCUUACUAACCUCAGACAUUUAACUAUAAUUUUAGAAAAUAAUCAUACCCAAACUGAAAGUGUCCAUGAAAUUACUUAAGCUUUAUCUGUAUUGACUGGAUUAAAUCAUCUCCACAUUAACUUAUAUGGAAACAAGCUUGGAGAUGAAUUCUCUACCUAAUUAGGUGCUUAAAUCUCUCAUUUAACUAACUUAGAAAGCUUGCACUUUGAAAUCGGUAUGAAUGAUUUAUCCUCAGCUUCAGUUUAGAACUUAGUCGCUCAUUUUGGUGUUCUUACCAACUUGAAGAAAUUUACUUUUGAUGCUAAAUACAAUAAGAUUACUGACGUUUCCUCUCUUUCUUAAUCCCUUUCCCACUUUGCAACAAGCUUGACCCACUUAAAUGUCAGCUUUGGAGGAUUCUCUCUUUCUAAAAACAGCCUCACUUUAGACUCAUAAAAAUCACUUGUCCGUGCCAUAAGAUAGCUCACUAACUUAACCCACUUAGUCUUAGAUCUCGGCUACACAGAUUUGGAGAAUUCAAGCGCAAUUGAACUUUCUUAAAGCUUAAAGGACUUGACUUUAUUGAGAUAGGUCAACUUACAAUUAUACUAAAACCCCCUUGAAAGCAGAGCUGCUUCUAAGAUAGUUAAGAGACUUGUCAAAAUCUAAAGAUUGAAUGAUGUUGUAGUCAACUUUAAUUUCAACGAUAAGAUUAAAUUAGAAGGAGCCACAGAAAUAAUUAACUCUUUCAGACAAAUGCAUUAAUUAUAACAUUUGGAUCUCUCUUUGAUCAAGGUUGGAGUUGAAAAAGACCAGUAAGUCAGCCUAAGAGAUGACUUGACCAAGAAUAAACUUGGAUCUGCUUUUGAAAAAGUUGUUGUCCUUUUCUGA